Lactuca virosa is the source of this 426-nucleotide messenger RNA. The record is from the annotation of a GenBank genome assembly. Lineage: Eukaryota; Viridiplantae; Streptophyta; Magnoliopsida; Asterales; Asteraceae.
AUGAUGCUGAAAGAUGGAUUACAAGUCCAUUAUCUGGUUUUGGGGUUUUGUAAGACGACGACGACGACUACUUCUACUACUACAGCUCCACCACCUAGACGACCCAAAGCCAAAAGUGGCCCAUUAGGGUUAGGUGGGACAACGACAACAUCAACAACACCUGGUGGAGUUCAUAAUUACUUUUCAAACUAUUCACCUGCUUUAUUACCCGAAAAUGGAAGCUCCAAAAAUUUUCUCACAACAGGGGUUUUAGUCCCUGAUCAUGGAUUACCUUUUCAUCAUGGAGUUGUUCAAUCUCCUAACAUUCCUGGAUGGUCCGAAUUGUUAAUUGGAUCUCCAUAUCCUGAUUCCCAAGAUGAAAAUGGUGUUUCGCGUGUUGUUUCACGGAGAGAUAUGGCGACACAAAUGAGCCCUGCGUCACUAUGA